AUGACAUGGCCUCUGGAUAUUUGGGAAUGGAAUAUGUAUCUGCAUGACCAUAAGGCCAAAAGACCAACAUUACCGCGAGUUGCCUGGCAGCUCGCGAAUCCAGACCCAUAUAGUAGCGCACUGGGUAGCUUAUCUCUCUCAGAGAUCCUUACGGAGGGCUUCUGA
This is a messenger RNA of Aspergillus clavatus NRRL 1, 165 nucleotides long. RefSeq lists its product as uncharacterized. The coding region runs from base 1 to 165 and encodes 54 amino acids. NCBI's taxonomy places the organism in Eukaryota, Fungi, Ascomycota, Eurotiomycetes, Eurotiales, Aspergillaceae. The record is from RefSeq and is a predicted model, not a curated record. The transcript has 2 exons.